Acanthaster planci (crown-of-thorns starfish) is the source of this 4274-nucleotide messenger RNA. RefSeq lists its product as uncharacterized. Gene Ontology annotation, biological process: regulation of DNA-templated transcription. The record is from RefSeq and is a predicted model, not a curated record. Gene Ontology annotation, molecular function: nuclear receptor activity; sequence-specific DNA binding; zinc ion binding. NCBI's taxonomy places the organism in Eukaryota, Metazoa, Echinodermata, Asteroidea, Valvatida, Acanthasteridae.
AGUCCUAGGCCUAAGGCUAAGGACAACACUAAUUUUCCCUUCAAAUGUUAUAACAGCCACAUCAGAAAGUGAUAACAUUAAAGAUGCCCUAAAAAGUGAAACUGUCUUAGCUGGGGAGGCUAAUUAAUUUUUCACAUAUUAUUUUGCUGUUUAAACAUGUUUAGGGCCAUAGGACUCUGGGAGUGAUCUUUUUGAAGUGAUCUUGGAGGAUGUCAUAAGAAAAAAAGUAUUUUAAACUUUUGGGAAGAAAUGUUGCAUCCUGACUCCACAUCAGCAGUUGUGUACAAAGUCUGUGGGGAGUGAGGAGAAUUUUCGAAGUAUUUCCCAACAACAACGGUUGUAUCGUGUUGCUGCCUCAUCGGCCCACAACUGGAUUUGGUAUCCAUAACGAGAUAAAAAGAUACCAACAGUACCCUCCCUCAGUCAUUGGCUGGCAGAAGCAGGCAACAGGAGUAUUCGACAAGUUUGAGAGAUGUCCAACUAAAAGAUGCUGUGAAAAUCUCAGUGGCAGGGACGAUUACCAUAAAAAUUUUUCUCAACUGGACGUCCAUACAGGCCAAACAUACCAUGUGCCACUGUAUUGAUGCUUUUUAUCAAUGACAAUUUUGACCUUUGAGUUGGUCGUAGUGUGAGUUUAUUUGUGCACGAGUUGGUCAACGUACAAGUCAGUCAGCAUAUGAGGUGUUAGGGGUACAAGUUGACCGAACCGCGCACAAGUAGGUCAGUAUACAAGUUUACUUUGGAACCACAGAGUGAACUAAGAAAACUGGACGUGACUGUUCUGCCGAUAGCAGGUUGCAACAGCAGUGCACAUGUAUGUGUUUUUCACUCGCAAACGAUUGUCACGUUGAUUUUAUUCAAACCAACGACCACGCUGCAAUCAAAAAUUAUAAUUAUUAAUGCAGCCAACAUUAAUUGAUCUCUGUUUGGAGUUUAGUUCACUAGAGACCUGUGUUUCACUUUUACCUCAGAAGAGCAUAUCAGCACAAGUAUGUCCAUGUACAUGCAUACCAUGUGUUGAUGAUGAGAAGCUUGACUAUGAUGCAACUCAUGUCUAGCCAACUUACUGAAAAAGAGAACAAUCGGCCAUCCAUUCUGAAUACAAAUCUUUGGUGGGAAGUAAGUUGUGUCCAUCAUAAACAGUAUCCCAACAUUAGGGAAUUAGGGAAAGGCCUUUCAAAAUGACAGAAGAGAGACUUUUCAGUGGUACACCAUCAACAUCAAGUUACUUGUAUGAGCAAAUACAUGUACCUGGGAACCUUGGAACUGAUUGUGUUCCAUCACACAGGACAGCUACCGGUAGAUGUAGAGCAGAUGCAGAGGGGCUCCAACUUCCCCACAGAAUGUACCAACUCAUACAAACCAUUGAGAGCCCAAACCAACAAGGAAGUCAGAUAACGAGCACAGUUGCUGCUGCUUCACAUGUAAUUCCUCCCAGGGGGACGUACAUGUAUGCAGGAGGUCUGUUGCCUGCGCUUAGCCACAGAGAUUGUAGUACCAGUAUCUCUGAUGCAUUACCACCACUGCCUAUCAAACAAGCACCUGCCAAUCUAUCCAGCAACAGCUUCUCUUGUACCCCGCCCAUCAGCCAAUUUGCCUUCAACAGCAUCCCUUGGAAUGUUACCCAAGAGGCCAUUCCAUUGCUCGUCAGCUCAUCCUCUCCUUUACAUGAUGACAUUACACGACAGACUUCCUCUGCCAUCAAGCAAGAGAUGCCAGCCUCUGACGCGAGGCAAGUUUACAGCAGCCUCUUAGAUGCCAAGAUAAGAGCACACUUUUCAGAACUGUGCAAGCUUCAGCACCUGCAAAAUCUACUCAACCAGCAUGCCACACAGCAAAAAUCUUCACUGGCACAGCCAGCCAUUGGUACCAUUUCAACACAAUCCCAUCAACCCCUGGAUCUAACAUCCUCUGGAGUGACUAAUUCCAAGAGCUGGUUGGUAACUUCAGCAGAAAAAAUAGAAACUAACCAGGGGCUGAUGUCCGUGACCAUGGCUGCUUCAGCAAAUCAUCCGUCAACAGUAGUGGCAGUUGACAGUAACUUAAAAACUAUUCCCUCUGUGCCUGGCAUGAGUCACAAAAAUGGAAGGAGCACAUGUACCAGUUCUACAGAAUCUAUUGUGGAGAAUAUUGUGUCUGAUACAUACGCAGAGGCUAAGCUUUGUAAAAGUUUGAGUUUGUCCCCUGUGAUGCAGCGUGACACUAAGGUAUUUCUCGGGGAGACCGCAUUACCUCAGGAUCUUUUCACACUUCCGGAUGCAUUUUCAAGACACUCCAACUCCUUCAAUUUGUUGAAGCCUUCAAAUCUUAAUCCUCAGUCUCAGUUCAGUGUAGAAACUAAAACUGAUAGACCUGGGCUUCCAUUAGCCUAUGCAGAUCAAGAAAAAACAUCACCCCUUGAAUCAGUUGGAGUUCUGAAAGUGCUUUGCAAAGCUUCCUCUGAGGGGGUGGGUUCUUCUGGUCAGAUUGUCUCAGAGGAUAUGCCAUCACCAUUGGCAGGAGUGGGAUCUGGUUUGCAAAGAGAUGUGGAUACCAUGAUGGGGCCAGUGUCUGCUCUUGGAGGCAGUGAAUCAACUUCAGAGGAGGUGCAUCAGUCAUUGAACCUGCAGCUUUAUGAAGAGUCACUGACAACGGUACCAUCCUCCCCGCAACCUGAUUUUUCACCAGCACCUCUAGUGGACAUGAUUCAAGACAUACCACCUUUGGCUCACACCUCCUUAACAAGUGACCCUGUCUCUGCUGAAACUAAUGCUGUUGCACUGCAGGACCAGGGCCAAAGUUUGCAAUCUCAGACCAACACUGCACAGACAGUUGACUUCACAGAACAGCUUCCUCGGGACAAAAAAUGUCCAAUAUGUGAGGAUAAAGUCUCUGGAUACCACUAUGGCAUGUACUCCUGUGAAAGCUGCAAAGGUUUCUUCAAGAGGACAAUACACAGCAAACGGCACGAGAAGCUCAAGUGUGCACUUGGGGGUGGAUGCAAGGUGGAUUUACAGAGCCGUAAGCACUGUGCUGCUUGCCGAUUCCAGAAGUGCCUUUCUCUUGGGAUGAAGUUGCAAGCUAUCAGACAGGAUCGCCAGCGAGGAGGUCGUAGUCUGUAUGAGGGCUCAUCUGAGCAACGCCGCCUAAUCAAACUCAAGCAAGAGCAAGAGGCAAAAGCAUCUCCCACACCCAAGAAGCGCAGACACAGACAGCCCUCCAAGAUCCCAAGUGACGCCUCCACUGCCAUAGCAGGUUCCAGAUCUGGCCAGACCUCAGUCGCUCCUCUUCGCAAAUCAGAACCAAGUCGGGGUGGCCCGGUUCAGGAAGCCCAACUUAGAGCACAGCAGCUGAUCCAGGAGCUACAAGAGCAGGAACAGGUCUUUGUCAAGCAGUCAGUGGCUGAUUGCUGCCUCAGCACUCUGCGGGAGGAGAAGAACCUUGUUGAGACCAUCUGCCACUUUGUCAAUCAUGAGAUACUGCCUCUGGUGAGAUGGGCCAAGGGCCUGCCAAUGUACAGGGAGCUCAUGAUCGAGGAUCAAAUUCAACUUCUUUACAAAUGCACCCUUAGCAUCCUCUGUCUUAACCUAAUCUUCUACUGCCUGGACAAUGCCGGCCACCUGCUGCUGCCAAAGAACCAGGUCAUCGACUUGACCACCAUCCACACUGCCAAAUUCCACCAGCUGGUGCCCAAGAUCAAGCGCAUCGCUGACCAGCUGCACUCUGUGGGGCUGGACAUGUCCCGGUUUGUCUUCCUUAAGCUUAUCCUGCUGCUGAGCUCAGAUACCCCACUGUUGCAUAGCAGUGAGCAGGUGCAAUCCUACCAGGAUACUGUUCAGGAGGCUUUGUUUGAUCACGUCACCCGCACACAGCUGGGCAGCAGCCUUACGGUGGGCAACCUGAUGCUGGGCCUGGCAUCCAUUGAGCGCAUCGCCCAGCAGCUGGGCAAAGAGACCAUCUGCGACCUUGCCGUAGUCGACAACGUGUUUCGUCACGACACAGACGUGAGCUCAGACCGACCAUACAUUCAGGUUAAGGUGCUGUGAAGAACAAAAUGUUUGUUUUUCCAUUUCUGAUCAUUCGUCAUCUUCGUGUUUGGUGUUGCACAUCAUGUGUUGUCUUUUCUCCCAUAAUCUGAAAUAUUUAAUGAAACUGAAAUUUGAUCCAGAGCAGAGUUUGGUGGAUGUGACUUGCUGGCUGUACAAUUUUCACUAGCUCAUCCCUAACCCCCAAGGGUUGCUGGCCCUAACCUUCCCCAUUCACACAAAGUUAAACACCCAUAGGGGACUUUGUGA